Messenger RNA from Canis lupus familiaris (dog), 648 nucleotides. It is a transcript of the gene FGF8, whose product is annotated as fibroblast growth factor 8. Gene Ontology annotation, molecular function: type 1 fibroblast growth factor receptor binding; growth factor activity; type 2 fibroblast growth factor receptor binding. NCBI's taxonomy places the organism in Eukaryota, Metazoa, Chordata, Mammalia, Carnivora, Canidae. Gene Ontology annotation, cellular component: cytoplasm. Gene Ontology annotation, biological process: positive regulation of gene expression; embryonic heart tube development; limb morphogenesis. The record is from RefSeq and is a predicted model, not a curated record. The transcript is spliced from 5 exons. Bases 1 to 648 code for a protein of 215 amino acids.
AUGGGCAGCCCCCGCUCGGCGCUGAGCUGCCUGCUGUUGCACUUGCUGGUCCUCUGCCUCCAAGCCCAGGUAACUGUUCAGUCCUCACCUAAUUUUACACAGCAUGUGAGGGAGCAGAGCCUGGUGACGGAUCAGCUCAGUCGCCGCCUCAUCCGGACCUACCAGCUCUACAGCCGCACCAGCGGGAAGCACGUGCAGGUCCUGGCCAACAAGCGCAUCAACGCCAUGGCAGAAGACGGGGACCCCUUCGCAAAGCUCAUUGUGGAAACGGAUACCUUUGGGAGCCGGGUUCGAGUCCGGGGAGCUGAGACUGGCCUCUACAUCUGCAUGAAUAAGAAGGGGAAGCUGAUUGCCAAGAGCAACGGCAAGGGCAAGGACUGCGUGUUCACGGAGAUCGUGCUGGAGAACAACUACACGGCGCUGCAGAACGCCAAGUACGAGGGCUGGUACAUGGCCUUCACCCGCAAGGGCCGGCCCCGCAAGGGCUCCAAGACGCGGCAGCACCAGCGCGAGGUGCACUUCAUGAAGCGGCUGCCCCGCGGCCACCACACCACGGAGCAGAGCCUGCGCUUCGAGUUCCUCAACUACCCGCCGUUCACGCGCAGCCUGCGCGGCAGCCAGAGGACUUGGGCCCCCGAGCCCCGGUAG